GAAAACCUUUAUAUAAAUUUGAAAUUAAUAUAAUUCUUUUUAUUUAUUCUAAGCACAAAGAAGCUACAGAAUAUAUACAAGUGCUGUGUAUCAAGUCCCAUGAACACAUCGACCAACUGGGCAGCUCCAAUUGUGUGGCAUGGCACGUUCAAUGAAUUUAUACUGGAAAAGUAUUACACAAGUCAUAAAAUUACUGUGGGGUUGACUGUGUUUGCUGUGGGAAGAUACACUGACUGUUAUUUGUAUACAUUUAUAUCAUCUGCUGAUACAUAUUUUAUGGUUGGCCAGAGAGUCAUAAUUUAUGUCCUGAUAGAUGACUUCUCCAAGAUGCCUUGGAUAGACCUGAGUCCCCUCUGAACAAUGAAAGUUUUUGAAAUCAAGCGAGAGAAGAGAUGGCAAGAUAUCAAUAUGAUGCGCAUGAAGACCAUCAGUGAACAUGUUAUAGGUCACAUACAAUAUGAAGUUGACUUCCUCUUCUGUAUGGAUGUGGAUCAAAUCUUCCUAAGAAAAUAUGGACUGGAGACUCUGGGGGAGUUAGUAGCUCAGUUACAGGCUUAUUGGUAUAAGAGAGGUCCCAUAGAGUUCCCUUAUGAGAGAAGUCAAUUAUCAGAAGCACAUAUACCAAUUGGCAAGGGAGACUUUUAUUACCAUGCUGCUGUAUUUGGUGGCACUCCCAUUCAGGUUCUCAACAUUGCCAAGGAUUGCUUCAAAGGAAUCUUGAACAACAAGAAAAAUAACAUUGAAGCAGUGUGGCAUGAUGAAAGUCACUUAAACAAGUAUUUCUUUCUCCACAAACCCACUAAACUCUUGUCACCAGAGUGCUGCUGGGAUUUAUUUAGAAACAAUAAUGAUGAGAUUAACAAUUUUAAACUUUAUUGGGCUAUUAAAAAUUAUGAGUAUGUCAGACAGACAGAGUUAUUGUAGAGCCCUUCCUUUUUCUGAAUUUAAAAGCAUCGUUUUAUUUUUAGAAAAUUAGUACUGGAUAAACUUUAGCACUAAAAAAAAUUCACUAACAAAAUGACAAGUCUACAAACACAGUAUAUUCAUACUUUUUCUCACACUGAUUUUGAAUCAUAUAACAUGGGAUAUAGGAGUUGCAGAAUGAAUGUAUUGACAUCAGAUGGAGAUACAGUGUUUUCAUAUCUUACGUGAAUUUUGAGGAAAUAUUUUUUUGGAUCACAUUGGACAAAAUAGUCUUUCAGAAGAAAAUGAACAAACAAUCCAAA
Sus scrofa (pig) is the source of this 1226-nucleotide messenger RNA. NCBI's taxonomy places the organism in Eukaryota, Metazoa, Chordata, Mammalia, Artiodactyla, Suidae. The record is from RefSeq and is a predicted model, not a curated record.